CUUUCUUUCUCUCACCUGCUUAUCAUAUUUGCUGUCUCUCUCGCAAUGUCUACAUCAUCUGCUAAGCAAUCGCUUUGCGACUACGAGCCCCUGCAACAAUGCCUGAAGGCCAACAAUGGCGACCGGGCAAAGUGCACCAAGGAGUGGGAUGCGUUCCAGCAGGCGUGCCAGAAGCGCAAGCAAGCCGAGCAGGCGGCAAGGGGUCAGAGCAUCCCUGCCAAGAGCGAGUGCGAGGCGUGCAAAGCUCCACCGGCAAACUGAGUCUGGCGACCAGUGUGCCGUUUGUCCGACGAACGCUGGCAGCUUUUUUGGGGGAGAGCGGGACUACUGGGACUACAGCCCACUUUUCUGACAAGUGCGCUGCUGGUGGUCAUGCACAAAAAGCAGCCCAGCCUUGGGGCGUGAAUCAGUUCAGCAGCAAUCGCAUGGUUUUUUUUUGCAGCCAAGGCGUGAUCACGCCAACAGCAGCGCUUAAAUAUCCUUUUCUCCAACGCGAGUUUUCGGCCUGCUCUUUCUUCUCUUCUACUCUCCUCUCUCCUCUGCUUUAAUGAAUCUUCCGUGAGACUCGCUCA
Linderina pennispora is the source of this 572-nucleotide messenger RNA. RefSeq lists its product as uncharacterized. Lineage: Eukaryota; Fungi; Kickxellomycota; Kickxellomycetes; Kickxellales; Kickxellaceae. The transcript is spliced from 2 exons. The record is from RefSeq and is a predicted model, not a curated record. Bases 46 to 261 code for a protein of 71 amino acids.